Notothenia coriiceps (black rockcod) is the source of this 2067-nucleotide messenger RNA. RefSeq names its product hyaluronan and proteoglycan link protein 3 (gene hapln3). The record is from RefSeq and is a predicted model, not a curated record. Lineage: Eukaryota; Metazoa; Chordata; Actinopteri; Perciformes; Nototheniidae. Bases 118 to 1230 code for a protein of 370 amino acids. Gene Ontology annotation, biological process: positive regulation of neuroblast proliferation; central nervous system development; cell adhesion. The transcript has 5 exons. Gene Ontology annotation, molecular function: hyaluronic acid binding. Gene Ontology annotation, cellular component: perineuronal net; synapse.
GAGGAGGAGAUGAUCUGAAGACGCUGAGAGGACUGCUGCUUUCUGUGUGACUCACUUUACGACUUCUUGGUUCCCAUAGACGGACGAUAAAGCGGAGGAUUUACCCCGGAGAUCACCAUGCUGACCCCGCUGCGCUCCCUGCUGGCCGCCAGCCUGCUGCUGCUGCUGCCCGGCUCUCAGGCCUGGAGCCCCCGCUACAACAACGGCUUUCACUACCAGGACAUCAGCCAUGGAAACGGAAACGGAGAGAUCUACUUUAACGGGGUGCGCCUCCUGGUGGAAUCCCCUGAGAUCUCGGUGUCGGCCUCCAGGGGCAGCAGUGUCACGCUGCCCUGCCACUUCCACUACGAACCCGAGCCCUCUGCGCCUCGCAGGACUCGGGUCAAAUGGUCGUGGCUUCCCGCCAACACCGUCAGUGCACCCGUGUCCCCGCAAGACCUCGCCAUGGAAACGGAGGUCAUGGUGGCCAUGGGCAACCGUCACCGCAGCUACGGCAGCUUUAAGGGAAGGGUCCGUCUGCGACGCUCGGCCCCGGGCGACAUGUCGUUGGUGAUCAACGGGCUGCAGCUCAACGACACGGGGAGAUACCGCUGUGAGGUGAUCGAUGGCCUGGAGGACGAGAGUGUGACGGUGGACCUGGAGAUGAGGGGUGUGGUGUUCCCCUACUUCUCUCAGAAAGGACGCUACCUUUUUAACUUCUUUGAGGCCAAAAAGGCGUGCAAGGAUCAGGAGGCCACGCUGGCUACAUUUGAGCAGCUCUUCACGGCGUGGGAUGAGGGGCUGGACUGGUGUAACGCCGGCUGGUUGGCUGACGGCACAGUGCAGUAUCCAAUCACAGCCUCUCGUGACGGAUGUGGUGGAGAUGACUUAGCUCCUGGUCUGCGCAGCUAUGGACAACGACAUCGCCUCCUCCACCACUACGACGCCUUCUGCUUCUCCGCCUCUGUCAAGGGGACCGUGUACUUCUUAAAGCACCACACCAAGCUCAACUUCACAGAAGCGGUCCAGGCUUGUGCCAGUGAUGGAAGUCAAAUUGCCAAAGUGGGCCAGAUGUACGCCGCCUGGAGGCUGAUGGGGUUGGACCGCUGUGACGCCGGAUGGUUGGCUGACGGGAGCGUCCGUUAUCCCAUCACAAAGGCCCGAGCUAACUGCGGCCCACCAGGACCAGGGGUGCGUAGUUUUGGGUUCCCCCCUCUGAGCCUGAAAUUUGCCGUCUACUGUUAUCGGUAGAUGCUUCGGCUCAAAAUAAGACAAACAGCGCAUUGGUUCAAAACUGGGUUUGUGAGGUUAGCAUUAGCUAUAGCCUGGGAGCAAAUUAGCAGUUUCUUCAUUUCUGAGCUAUUUCAGUCCAUUUGGGUUAGUCACACUCCACCUCCGUAAGACUGUAUUCGUAUUGAACUUUAGUACCGACAAACUGUGUUUAAAUGUGUACAUUUAUCAUGGGGUGCCAUUUGUACUUAAACAAAUGUCUCUGUAGGCUAUAUGGCCAGAACAAGAACAUUACACCCACGUCUCAAUACAAAACCAUGGACAUUAGCAUGCUGCUUAUACAGCUACAAUAUUUUUAAAUCCUAUUUUAUAGGUUGAUAUUGGGCAAUAAGGCUCACUGUCUGUGUUCCAGUUCAUCUCAGAGGUGUCGGUGGGUUUCGGGCAACUUUUGGGUGUGCCUUGGUAAAAAGCACCUUGUCGGAUGAGGUAGUGAAGAGGGUUUUCCUCUCAGAUCUUUCCAGCUGGUCCAUGAUUGUACUCUCAUUUACUCUCGGUAACUCUUUUUGACUUUCUAACACUGUGAAAUAUACUGGAGUCUUUGUAUGUCUUUGUAUCCCAUUAGAGAAGUGUAAUGCAUCUCUUUUUGCAUUUUUCUGGGCGAUUAAGAGUAGUGCUCUGUGAUGGAGAAACCAGAAUUUAAGAGUAAGUAUCUGUAUUGUUUUUAUGUUUAAACUACCUUACCUUGUUUACAUCCUUUGUGGAAGAAGAAGCAGUGUUUCAUCAAAUACUUAUGUAUCUAUUGGUUUUGUGUUUCAUUGUAUAUGUAUAUGCAUUUGUAAUGUUUUCUACAAAUAAAUA